Molecule: messenger RNA, 1920 nt
Organism: Aspergillus terreus NIH2624
Lineage: Eukaryota; Fungi; Ascomycota; Eurotiomycetes; Eurotiales; Aspergillaceae
Gene: spb4
Product: ATP-dependent RNA helicase SPB4
Exons: 2
Coding region: 1-1920 (639 amino acids)
Cellular component (GO): nucleolus
Molecular function (GO): ATP binding; RNA helicase activity; nucleic acid binding
Source: RefSeq, a predicted model, not a curated record
AUGGCUCCCAAACCCCCGGCCGGUACCUCCUCGCGAGCAUGGGAGGCAGUCUCCCCCUCGCUCUCCGAAUGGGUGCUGGAUGCCGUCGCUUCGUGGGGGUUUUCCAAAAUGACUCCGGUUCAAGCCUCGGCGAUUCCGCUGUUCAUGGCGCAUAAGGACGUGGUCGUCGAAGCUGUCACCGGAAGUGGAAAGACGCUUUCUUUCCUAGUUCCUGUGGUGGAAAAGCUGUUGCGACUGGAGGAACCCAUCAAAAAACACCAUAUCGGUGCAAUCAUCAUCUCUCCCACCAGAGAACUCGCAUCCCAGAUUCACCAAGUGCUUCUAUCCCUUCUCGCUUUCCAUCCUCCUUCCGCCGCCGCAAUCAAACCCCCAGGAGAAGACGAUGCGCCGCGGGAGAAGUUCUCCGCCUCAACGCUGAAGGUCGUCCCGCAGCUUCUUCUCGGAGGAUCGACAACUCCCGCCGAAGACUUGAGCUAUUUCCUCAAACAUUCUCCCAACGUGUUGAUUUCUACCCCGGGACGUCUCCUGGAGCUCCUUUCCUCUCCGCACGUGCACUGUCCGCAGUCGUCGUUCGAGAUGCUCGUCUUGGACGAGGCAGACCGACUGCUGGACCUCGGAUUCAAAGAGACGCUACAAAACAUUCUGCGAAGACUCCCCAAGCAAAGACGAACGGGACUCUUCAGCGCCAGUAUCAGUGAGGCAGUCGAUCAGAUCGUCCGAGUGGGCCUGCGGAAUCCCGUCAAGGUUCUGGUGAAAGUAAAGGGCACGUCCGGUGUGCAAGACAAGCGCACGCCGGCCAGUCUACAAAUGACCUACCUCACGACGCCGCCCGCGCACAAGUUCCUUACACUACGACCCAUCCUCACCUCUCUCCAACCGACGCCCCAAAAAACCAUUUUCUUCGUUUCGACCUGCUCAGGCGUGGAUUACCUCGCCGCCAUCCUACCCUUGCUGCUGGGAGACGACUUCCAGCUGAUCCCGCUGCACGGGAAACACCCAGCCAAUGUCCGCCAGAAGAACUUCAACCGCUUCAUCAACGCCCACACGCCCUCUAUCCUCCUGACAACCGACGUUGCGUCCCGAGGACUGGACAUCCCAUCGGUCGACCUAGUCGUCCAGAUCGAUCCCCCCUCCGACCCCAAGACCUUUAUUCACCGGUGCGGCCGCGCCGGACGAGCCGGCCGCCGGGGUGUCAGUGUCGUCCUGCUGCACCCCGGACGCGAAGAAGACUACGUGUCGUUCCUGGAAGUCCGCAAGACCCCCGUCACGCCCUUCCCCCACCCCAUCUCCAUCUCAGACUCCGACGCGUCGACGGCGACAGAGGCCGCGCGCAAAAUCAUCAAGCAAGACCGUGCUCUCCACGACCGAGGACAGAAGGCCUUUGUCAGCUGGCUCCGAAGCUACAGCAAACACCAGGCGAGCAGCAUCUUCCGCGUCGCGGAUCUCGAUUGGGAGGCCCUCGGACAUGCAUGGGGGCUGCUGAAGCUGCCGAAGAUGCCAGAGUUGCGGAACUUCACCGGAGACCGCACCCUGGGCGUCGAUCUCGACUGGGAGAAUUACGCAUACAAGGAUAAGCAGCGGGAAAAGCGCCGCAAGGAAGUCCUCCAGGAGAGUGCCGAGGCGGGCGCCCAGCAGACCUCAAACAAGCGACGAGCCAGUGAGAGCGUCGCCUGGAGCAACAAGGUCGACCAGAAGAACAAGAAGCAGAAGCGCCGCGAGCAGAAACAUCUGCAACAGGAGAAGAGGCGGUGGGAGAAGAUGACGGAGGAGGAGAAGCAAAAGGCACGCGAGACGCAGAAGAUGCUUGAAGAGAUCCGGCAGAAGAACGAGGAGGCACGUGCGCUGCGACGCGCAGAGAAAGCCGCCGGAAAGGCAGCUGAUAACGAUGGUGAUGAUGAUGAAUUUGAAGGGUUCGAUUGA